AUUAAUUGUUUGAAUAAUUAUAGAUCUGCUCUUGAUGCUUGGGGAGUUUUUUGUUUGUUUGGGAGGGAGCUUUGUUCAGGUUGUGUCGGGUGUUAUAUCCCAAUAAAACCUGGAGUUUUCCCUCCUUGGGUUCCUCAAACGCCCUCAGGAACUGGAUUGGUGUUUCCCCAAAAUUUUGGAUUUGUGGGUUUGUGUUUUCCCAAAGUUUUUGGAUUUAUGGAUUGGUGUUUCCCCAAAAUUUUGGAUUUGUGGGUUUGUGUUUUCCCAAAGUUUUUGGAUUUAUGGAUUGGUGUUUUCCCAAAGUUUUUGGAUUUAUGUAUUGGUGUUUUCCCAAAGUUUUGGAUUUGUGUUUUUCCCAAAGUUUGGGGAUUUGUGAGUUUGUGUUUUCCCAAAGUUUUGGAGAAGCUUUGGGGGAGCUGUAGCUCUCCUGCCCCCGUGGAGUGUGCCUGGAAUGGGUAAUGGUGUGAGAGAAGGUGCAGUGGAAUUCCAGAGGGAUGUGGAGCCCCUCCCGGCCCGAGUUCCAGCAGAGGAUAACCAGGAGAAGAAGAAAGUGCUGAACUCUCUGAUGUCUGGGGCACUGGCUGGGGCUGUGGCUAAAACUGCAGUGGCUCCUCUGGACAGGACAAAAAUCAUGUUCCAAGUGUCUUCAAAAAGAUUUUCUGCCAAGGAAGCUUACAGGCUGAUUUAUCACACCUACCUCAACGAGGGUUUCUGGAGCCUGUGGAGAGGGAAUUCUGCCACCAUGGUGCGGGUGAUCCCCUACGCCGCCAUCCAGUUCUGCGCCCACGAGGAGUACAAACAGAUCCUGGGGAACUACUACGGAUUCCAGGGAAAACCCAAAACCCAUGUGAAAUCCCCGUGUGAGCUGCCUGAUGAGCUGGGAGCUGGAUUAAUUACCACUUAAGCCAUCAGGGAGCCGUGCUGGGAACGUGCCAGGCUCUGACCAGCGCAGGUGUGCUCUCCCCUGUGUCCCCACGGCAGGUACAGCAGCAUUGUCCACGUUUUCAUCCGAAUAUCCCGGGAGGAGGGGCUGAAAACCUUGUACAGGGGCUUCACUCCCACCAUCCUGGGGGUCAUCCCCUACGCCGGCCUCAGCUUCUUCACCUACGAGACGCUGAAGAAAGUGCACGCAGAGCACAGCGGCCGGGCGCAGCCCUCGCCCCCGGAGCGGCUGCUGUUCGGGGCGUGUGCCGGCCUCAUCGGCCAGUCGGCCUCGUACCCGCUGGACGUGGUGCGGCGCCGCAUGCAGACGGCGGGCGUGCUGGGCCACUCCUACAGCUCCAUCCUGCUCACCAUGCACGACAUCGUCCGCGAGGAGGGACUGGUGCGGGGCCUCUACAAAGGGCUCAGCAUGAACUGGGUGAAGGGCCCCAUCGCCGUGGGCAUCAGCUUCACCACCUUCGACCUGACGCAGAUCCUGCUGCGCAAGCUGCAGCACGGCCCCGGCCUCGACAGCUAGUGGCUUUGUGCAGAAAGAAAUUCGUUCUUCCUUUUC
Messenger RNA from Sturnus vulgaris (Common starling), 1495 nucleotides. Lineage: Eukaryota; Metazoa; Chordata; Aves; Passeriformes; Sturnidae. The record is from RefSeq and is a predicted model, not a curated record.